Molecule: messenger RNA, 2057 nt
Organism: Temnothorax curvispinosus
Lineage: Eukaryota; Metazoa; Arthropoda; Insecta; Hymenoptera; Formicidae
Gene: Taz
Product: tafazzin homolog
Exons: 3
Biological process (GO): cardiolipin acyl-chain remodeling; inner mitochondrial membrane organization
Cellular component (GO): mitochondrial membrane
Molecular function (GO): 1-acylglycerophosphocholine O-acyltransferase activity
Source: RefSeq, a predicted model, not a curated record
CGACCCUGGACAUCCGGCACGGAUUUAACCGACGUAAGAUACGAUGGUCGCUCGCCGCGCAGGACAUUUGUUUCACGAAUGUCUGGCAUUCCUACUUUUUCAUGCUCGGCAAGUGCAUACCCAUCGUCCGAGGUGAUGGCGUGUAUCAGGAAGCCAUGGACUUCUGCAUCGAAAAGCUGGCCCUCGGCGAGUGGGUGCACGUCUUUCCCGAGGGAAAAGUCAAUAUGCUUAAGGAAGAAAUGAGGUUGAAAUGGGGUGUGGGUAGAUUAAUAUUAGAAUCGCCCGUUACGCCUAUCGUAAUUCCUAUCUGUCAUCUCGGUAUGGAUGAAGUACUUCCCAACGAGCCGCCGUAUAUGCUUAAAGUGGGAAAAAGAGUUACCAUGAAUUACGGUGAGCCCAUAGAUUUUAGCGGAUUGCUGGCCGAAUUGCGGGAUUCAAAAGCGAGUGAGAUGGAAGCGCGAAAAGCGAUAACUGAUCGCAUUCACCAGGAGCUUUUAAGAUUGAAAGCAGCAACGGAAAAGCUUCACGCUAAGUUAUGACGAAGAUGAUACCUUUUCCGUCGUCCUUCCGUCUAGCCAAAAAUAUAAAGAGAAAUUGAUACGUUAACAAAAGUGAGAUUUGUAUAUGUAAACGUAAAUCUGUGCGAAAUCAGUUUCCUUUUUAAUGCGUACAUUCGUAUUGUAAUAGUAUUUUUGACAAUAUUGAGUAACGUAACGUAAGCAUCAAUUGUGUAAGAAGUCAUUCUACGACCUAUGACGUUUCCAUCGUUUUUGUAAUUAUUCCACGUAACUCUCCGAGAGAUCACUUGACACACGCCUACAUAAUGUAUCCGAAAAGUUGCGCACUUGAUAUACUCUUGCAAUUUUAGAUAAUCUUCGAUUAAUAUAAAAUUGAGAUUGUGUGUUUCAUCUAUGAGAUUUAUUUUGUUACAUUAAUCUAAAGUAUAGACUUAUUAAUAAACUUUAUUUUUUAUUCCUAUUGGUUUCAUUACAGAGAUUUAAUUUUUAAGUUAUAAAUAGUGACAGCAAUGAACAAAGAGUUGAUUGCAACUUUGUCAAAGAUUUGUAGCGAAAUAAAAGUGCACGAGCUUUCGAUACAUUUUUUUGCUAAUAUAUUCCUUCUCGGAGAGUUAGAUAUUUCUUGGAUAACGUCUAUUAUACCGCCUUGUAUAAUAUUUUAUAAAUAUCUAUAUACAGAAUGUCCCACUUCUCGCGCGCAAAAGUAGGAUCUCUUGUAUAUGUGUAUUACAUAUGUACAUAGUACGAAUAAUUAUAACACUAUCAUUAUGAUUUUACGAUGAUUGUCAAUAAAAGUUUUGAUAGUACAAGCGGAGACUACGUAAUGUGCAACUGAGGUUUAAUGUAACUAUAAAAAGAAUCGUGCCAGUACCUCAUCCAUUAAUUUUAUUUUUGGAGAUCUAAGGUGUCACUAUUAGCGCGAGUAUAGCGCACACUUGGCCAUUAUUGAUUAUAUGCUUCGCGCUCUCGUUACAAGCACCGUGCCAAUUAAUCGAUUUGUACUCGUUUUGCUAAGAGUGUAAUAGGUAUUCACGUUUGCAGUUGAGAUAAAUGAGCACUGCAACUAAUGCACAGUGCGUGGAAGAUAUCACUCGUAAGUCGUAAUGUUGUAAUUUUAAAAUUUGCAUAAAAACUCGUUUAAAAAGCGUGGAUGUAGAUGCAGCAUGAACGGGAAAUGAUUUUUGCUACUUUGUUCGAUAGCUGUGAAAGAAAAAAAGCCAAUGUAUUCGUUCGCCGAUGAUGCAUGAUUUUUUUGGGAUAUUUAUUGCGAUAUAUUUAAGUCGUUACAACAGCUGUUAUUAUGACAAUCGCAUAUCUAUGUACGCUCCCGUGCGUGUGCGUAUAUACACAAUGUCGAAUACACAUACUUUUAUACUAUACACACGGACUGCUAUCAAAAUUUUUGGGGCUAUUCGAACGUGAUAAAUUUAUAUGUAUCAUAUACUUGUUGAAUAUAUUAUUAAGUAUUAAAAUAUCGUCUUUCUCUAUCGUCUGAAAUAAAAUUGUCUUGUUUGUUUUAUCGUUUGACAUUUCUCUUAA